Molecule: messenger RNA, 937 nt
Organism: Bradysia coprophila
Lineage: Eukaryota; Metazoa; Arthropoda; Insecta; Diptera; Sciaridae
Product: peritrophin-48-like
Cellular component (GO): extracellular region
Molecular function (GO): chitin binding
Source: RefSeq, a predicted model, not a curated record
UUGACGAUCAACAUUUUUUCGGGUAUAUUACAGCAAAGUUUCACUAAAAACUUAAAUUAAUAUACAGACACUGCGUGGGACGAGACUGGUGGUGUUAUCGAGUACAAAACAACGUUCAACAAUCAUGAUCCAACUAAUACCGUACGUUUACCUAAUACUGGCAAUGCUGGACCGAACAGCUCAAGGACUGACAUCGUCCAUUUGUGCACGAGUACCGGAUGGAAACUUUGUACGAAGUUCACAGUCGUGUAAUUCCUACAAUCGUUGCAUCAAUGGCCUGCCACAACAUGGCGUGUGUCCUAAGGGGUAUGCCUUCGGUUCUCGAAGUCAAAUGUGCGAAACUAAUAUCGAGGUCGAUUGUCGAUCGUGUUCACCGUUUGGCAUUCAACAUAUUCCCAAUCCCGAUAGCUGUCAAACGUAUUAUCGCUGUGUAAAUGGAGUGCGAACGAGUAUGACCUGUUCCGAUGGACUACUGUUCGAUCGCAGCUACGGUGACUGUAAUCUAGCGUCAAAAGUACGGUGUGAAACGAAAAACUACAUUUGUGAGCCGUUCAAGGCGCUGGGACUUGUAAUCAUCGGCGAUCCAUCGGACUGUACUAGUUACUAUCGUUGUCUGAAUGGGAAUACUUUUGAAGCUGCUUGUCCGACUGGCUUAUAUUAUAAUCCGCAUACCGCCACUUGUGAGGUGUUUGGGAACUUUUGUCAGGGAAUGGGUCCAUUGAUAACAACUCCUGCACCGAUAACAACUACAAGGGAAUAUGUUACCACAGCUGCUCCAACCACAGCGAGGACAACCGUAAGAGUAGCAUAUUAUAGAACAGCUCCGCUCCGUUAACAAUACAGCUUGCGCUGAAACAACAACUCGAAGAUGUUAGUUUUAUAAAUCGAAAACUGUGUAGAAACCUUCAUAAAAGACGUGGGCUCUGUUUAUACCAGU